Messenger RNA from Pimephales promelas (fathead minnow), 3261 nucleotides. RefSeq names its product angiotensin II receptor, type 2 (gene agtr2). The record is from RefSeq and is a predicted model, not a curated record. Gene Ontology annotation, cellular component: external side of plasma membrane; membrane. Gene Ontology annotation, biological process: calcium-mediated signaling; neutrophil chemotaxis; immune response. NCBI's taxonomy places the organism in Eukaryota, Metazoa, Chordata, Actinopteri, Cypriniformes, Leuciscidae. Gene Ontology annotation, molecular function: C-C chemokine receptor activity; C-C chemokine binding.
GGACACGAUUUUACCCAACAGUUAAGAGGCAGAACCUCAAAACUUUCGUGAGAUGCAGCGACCAGCACUUUUAUUAGGAGGAAUGCAGAAAAUUUACAUUGGAAAGACCAGAUGUAUUGACAUUUGCAUGUUUAUUCACUGCAAAAGAUGGUGAAACAUUACUGCUGCACAUAUAAAUACUACUGUACUGUGGCACAUCUGCCUUCAAUUUUUCAGGUCAUUAUAUUUGUGUGCGCAAUGCUGGAGUGUUUCUUCCUGUGGACAAAUGUGGACGUAAAAACUAUUUGAACAAAUCCUACGUCUGGUUGGCUGUUUACUCCCUCAUAUACUUACACACGCAGAGAAUCAACUCCACUUCCAAAAUGGAAAAGUCUGCUGGGGGCUAAGCUUUCUUUGGCUCGUUUUUCAGCGUGAAACGUUUGCCCCUCGGAGGGACUGAAGACUUCUUUAACUUUGCACCGGAAACUGAAAGAUUCUCUUUCUCACACUGACAAGAUGUAAAGGAGAGGAUGCUGCAGCAUCAGUCCCAGUGGACUGUCGAUGAACUUCAGAAUCACCUGCAUAAUCAGCAGUGACCUCAUGGAGACAGACUCCGCCCAUAACCUGACUUCACCCGAUCUGUCAUCGCUGCUGCAUAAUAUGACGAAUUCAUGUGACUACAUGUCUUCCUCAACCUCGCAGUACCAGAAGAAAGUGAUCCCCGCCUUCUACAGCCUCAUCUUCUUACUGGGUUUUUUUGGUAACAUUCUGGUGUUGUGCGUGCUGUAUCACAGUUCGGGCCGAAGAACCAUAGCCAACACGUAUCUGAUGAAUCUAGCCAUGUCGGACUUGCUGUUCCUGAGCUCUUUGCCAUUCUGGGCCGUGUAUUAUUCACUGGAUUACAACUGGGUUUUUGGGAAGAUUAUGUGCAAGCUGUGUGGUGGUUUGGUCACUAUAAACGUCUAUGCUAGUAUCUUUUUCAUCACCUGCAUGAGUGUGGAUCGAUAUCACGCCAUUGUCUAUCCCCUGCACUCUCAGAGCAGUAGGAGCAUCCACCGGGCCAGAUGUGUCAGCGCCAUCAUUUGGGUCGUUGCGGCUCUGACCACGCUGCCGACAGUUGUGUUCCGCGACAUACACACUCUUCCCAGUUACAACGUCACGGCUUGUGUCAUUUAUUACCCUAGCUCCAUCUGGCAAACCGGGUUAACUCUUGCAAAGAACAUCCUUGGAUUCUUCUUGCCGUUUGUUGUCAUAGCUACUUGCUACAGUCUAAUAGCCGUGCACCUUUUGGCCACCCCGAACCACCUGGAGCAAGACUCUGGCCGAUUGCUCCACGUGUUGCGUUUGGUGGUCGCCGUGGUAGUGGCGUUUUUCUUUUGCUGGUUCCCAUUCCACGUGCUGGCAUUUCUCGGAGCUCUGGUAGAGCUGGGGGUGGAGUGGGAUUGUUGGAUGCUCCAAGUAAUGCAUAAACUCCUGCCAUUCUUCCUCUGCCUCGGCUUUUCCAACUCUGCCAUAAACCCUUUCCUGUACUGUUUUGUGGGAAAUCACUUCCGGGAGAAGCUGUGGCAGCUUUACGGGGGUAUGCUGACACAGAAAAGAGAUUCUAUCAGCACAAGACUGUCUUCCUUCUCCAGGAAACUGAGUGACUUCAGAGAAACCGUACCAAUGGAGAUUCUUGAGCAGCAGAGCAGCCCAUAGCUUGUAAAGGUUAGCUUUACGAGAUUUCACUAUCAUUACAAUCUACUGAGGACCAUGGCCCUGUACCAAAUGGCACACUUUAUAUCGAGAACACCCCCUUUGUGGUCGAUAUGCGCCCUCGAUGAGCACUUUUUCCAAGCCCACACUGAAGCGGGCUCUGCAGCAAACUUCUUCCCAACAGUCAAAGCGGCGUUAUGUCACGGAAGUUAUGGGUGCCAUUUGGGACAGGGCCUAUAUGUCAACAGUCGGCAUCAGUCAAGUGCAUUUCCAUGACCUGCCACUUGUUCAGGGUGAUCAGGUCAGAUGAUGUUGGUGGAUUGAUUACCUUAUUUCUAAUUAUGCAGGGGUUGUGAUUAGCCCAACCAUCUUCAAAUAACAUUUGGUUACAAAAUAAAAUGUAGAAAUAUAGCCCAAAUAUUUUUUCUUGUGUUGUUCAGACUCUAUCCAGGAUGAAGAACUUCCUGAUUUUCCUGCACAAAUCAUAGAUGGUAAAAAAAAAUUCAAUAUAGCUAUGCAUAUUAUGUUGCUAACUGGUAAUAUCAGAGUUCUAAAUAACAUUCAAAUGUUAUAUGGCUUUCAUUAUAUGGGCAAUAUCUGCCAGAAAUACCCAACUUUUAUCUUUAAGCUGUAAUAUAAAAUUUCACUGUAAUGUAACAUGAGCUGUUUAAGCCUUCUUGCUUAGGCCUACUGUAUCAAUGUCUUGUGUGUCACUUAUCUUAAAAGUAUAUGCUUGAGUUAACAGACUAGAACAGAUGUAAAUCGACACACCUUUCAAGUCAUGUUGGGUCAUCUGAAACACAUGCUGGAGUAAUGAACAUACUUACAGUAAAAGCAGUUCUUCUGGAACGAAUCUAAAAGAACCCACUUAACAUUUAGUGAUAGUAUUCCUUCUGUCGCUGAGAGUUUUAGCAGUAGUUCAGUGGAGAUUAUUUGUAGCUCAUAUUUAACUUAAUUCAGUUUAAAACACCCUCGCUGCACACAUUUCCUUUAAUGUCUUUUUCUCACAUUUCAGAAAUCCUGUUGUCUUGGUUAUUUGAAUACUUGUCAUUCGUCAUUUUCUAAACCUCCCAUCAAUUAAAUAUUCAGACAUCAGUUCUCCUCUGCUAAUACUUAGUUGAAUUUCAAUUUAUUUAUAAAGACAAAAUCAAGAUUCUGGAACUUUUUUUGUUGAAGUUAAAUGGAUGAAAAUGUUUGUAUAUCAAAAUCCUUCCUACCAAACAGAUGCACUUCUGAGAUGUAAUGUUAUGUCUGAAAGCAGUAAAACAGGCUUGAAACUAUAGAUUCAUUAUUCACAAGAAACAUGAGGAGGAUGUUUUAGACAGAUAAAAAUGUUGACAGAUAAGAGAAACCAGGGUGUUGCAUAAUAGUUAAGAAUCUGGACCGUUUGGUGCAAAGGUUUCAGGUACAGAUUUCCAAACUCUAAAAUCUCAAAUGUUGUGACUCACUAUUAUAGACCCUCUUUACAGCAACAUGUAAAAUAUGCACCUAUAGAUAUAUUGUUCUUGUAAAUGUGUAAAGUUUCACUCAAAUGUAUUUUAUAUAUUAUUAUUCAUUUAACAUCUGACUGUGGUAUUAAGUAUGUGA